This is a messenger RNA of Trematosphaeria pertusa, 1108 nucleotides long. Its product is annotated as RPB5 subunit of DNA-directed RNA polymerase. Gene Ontology annotation, biological process: DNA-templated transcription. Lineage: Eukaryota; Fungi; Ascomycota; Dothideomycetes; Pleosporales; Trematosphaeriaceae. The record is from RefSeq and is a predicted model, not a curated record. The transcript has 3 exons. Gene Ontology annotation, molecular function: DNA binding; DNA-directed RNA polymerase activity. Gene Ontology annotation, cellular component: RNA polymerase II, core complex; RNA polymerase I complex; RNA polymerase III complex. Bases 52 to 762 code for a protein of 236 amino acids.
CCUCUCUUUCAACACCACCCCCACAGUCUCACCUCGCGCGCGGAAAGUAACAUGGCGGACGACCGCGAGAACUACCACCCAAAUCUGAUUCGCAUGUGGCGCGUCUACCGCACCACCAAGGAGAUGUGCAGAGACAGGGGCUACCAAAUGCUUGAUGAAGAUACCCAGAUAUCUCUCUCUGAGUUCGCAGCGAGAUAUGGGCGCGAAGACGGGGAGCCAGACCGCUCACGCCUCCACUUCUCCUGCCAACCCUCCGAAGAAAUGAUGCGGAAAUACACGCCACCGCCCUCCAAAACCGAGCCCGACCCGAAGCCCGACAUCGGCAACAUCUGGGUGGAAUUCAACUCGGACGAGAACGUCGGCCUCAAGCAGCUGCGCGACUACAUGCAGCAUCUGAUCAAUGGCUCCUUCUACUCCGGCAUCAUGAUCUGCAUGAAGCCCAUGACCGGCAUGGCGCUUCGAUUGCUACGCGGCGCAGCGGGCAUCCAGGAGGGACCAAAGGGCGGUGUAGAGGUCUUUGUUGAGCAAGAUCUGUUGGUGAACAUCACGAAACAUGAGCUAGUGCCGAAGCAUGUGCUACUGAGCAGGGAGGAGAAAGACCAGCUGCUAAAGCGGUAUCGCCUUAAGGAGACACAGUUGCCGAGGAUUCAGGUCACAGAUCCAGUUGCGAAGUACUUGGGGCUGAGGAGAGGGCAAGUUGUCAAGAUUAUCAGGAAAUCGGAGACCGCUGGUCGAUACGCGAGUUACCGGUGGGCGAUAUGAGAGAGAAAUUUGGUUAAGACUGUGCGGGCAGACCAAGAGGGCGAACUCUAUGCGCGCGGAGGUUCCCGUCCAAGCGCAUGACGAAACGUGCGAGAUACUUCAUCUGGCAAGGCGUUUGGCGAGCAAGGCUUUCCGAGCCAUUUCUGAGAGGCGCGAAAAGGAGUUGGGAUGGUUCGUUUCCAGAUUCCAUGCACCUAUCGAUACGCGUAUCUCCACCAUCCUGUGCCAGGAGAACCUUCACGCAUUCGGAGAACAGUGAGCGGGGAUUAGGCCUUACACAGCCAUCGCGGUCAUAUCCAGAAGUAUUACUUCAGUGUUUAGAAUGAGCAAGUGUAUUGCAUUUGUC